AUGCCUGAGUUUUCUCACCACAUAAGAGCUUCAUUUGAACCUAGUGAAACCAAAUUAUUGACGUCGACACCCACAAACAAACUAUUAACGGACUCCCCGGUUUUAGCAACUGCAUUAUCUCAGAUAUUUCCUUACAUUCUUUUAGUUGACGGUGUACUAGAAACAGUAACAUGGACAAAUGAAGAUCACUAUCGUAACUUUUUGAUAUUGACAGUGUACUCAUGUGUUGUGAUGUAUUGGAAUAUGGUGAGCCAUUUUGUGCUUCCCUUGAUUUUGGCAUUGACAUUUGCUAGUAUAGUUUGGCUGAUUAGCUCCAUUGUCUAUGAUUCCAAAUAUGACGAAAAGCCUACAAUAGAGGAGGUCUUGUAUACAUUACACAAUAUCACAAUACGAUCUGAAAUGAUCUUUAGGCCGAUCAAGAAGUUUCCAUUCACAAUUACAAAUUAUACAAGAUUAUUUGUCGUUUCAGUAUUAUUAUCACCAGUAUAUUGGCUUUUAGUGAAAACGAUUAUACCACCCCAAAAGUUUCUAUGGUAUUCGGGGUUAUUUGCGUUAACAUUCCAUAGCCCCCACGCAUAUGCAAUUAGACAGUUGCUCUGGCGAUCAAUAUAUCUCAGACUUGUUGUUGUUUACAUUACUGGAUUAGAUGUGAAGGUAACCAAGAAGUACGAUCCAAGUGAAUACCAAGAAGUGUCGAGGGUACAAACACCAGCAACAAGUGAUACCGAAAGCAAGGGUAUUGCAAUUCCCACAUUGUCUAAUUUCAGAAUCUUGAGAAAGAAAAUGGUUUCCCCAACACAAUUGAAACAAACGAUUGUUUUUGAAAUAUUGGAAAAUGAGAGACGAUGGCUUGGACUUGGAUGGUCGUCUUUGCUAUAUCCAAGUGAAAGGUCCAACUUUUGUUAUGAAAAUACACUUCAACCAGCCCCUCCUAUAACUAUCCAUAAAGAAAACUUCCCUUUUCCCAUCUUUGAAAAUGAUAUAUACUCAUAUCAAUGGGAAUGGAUUGAAGAUGAUUGGAAGUUAGACACCGAGUUUAACAAAUCCAAAUCUGAAGAUGGUUGGGUUUACUAUGACUCCAAGUGGGAACAUCCUCGAUACAGGGACGGAUUCAGCAAGUUUACGAGGGCGAGAAAAUGGACCAGAGCUGCAAUCUUGAUGAUAGAUAAGCAAGGUACUGUCUAUGAUGAGUGA
Molecule: messenger RNA, 1194 nt
Organism: Lodderomyces orthopsilosis Co 90-125
Lineage: Eukaryota; Fungi; Ascomycota; Pichiomycetes; Serinales; Debaryomycetaceae
Exons: 1
Coding region: 1-1194 (397 amino acids)
Biological process (GO): peroxisome organization
Cellular component (GO): peroxisomal membrane
Source: RefSeq, a predicted model, not a curated record